Molecule: messenger RNA, 3949 nt
Organism: Chinchilla lanigera (long-tailed chinchilla)
Lineage: Eukaryota; Metazoa; Chordata; Mammalia; Rodentia; Chinchillidae
Gene: Carns1
Product: carnosine synthase 1
Exons: 10
Coding region: 97-2952 (951 amino acids)
Biological process (GO): carnosine biosynthetic process
Molecular function (GO): metal ion binding; carnosine synthase activity; ATP binding
Source: RefSeq, a predicted model, not a curated record
GCUGCGCCACCCACGCGCCGUGCCGCGUUUGCCUUCACGUCCGCUCGCGCAGAUCCCUUCCGAGCCAGCACCACCCGCAGACUUUCCACCUGCAAGAUGCUUUCCUUGGAUCCACUGGGGCCCGAGUGGGACUGCCCCUUGAGCUCCAAGGACCUGGACCAAGAGGAGGAGCCAGGGAGAGGGGGCUCUGGCCUGCCACCCAUCAGCUGCUUCCCUGGCUCCUGGCGCCAGGAUGUGGGCCUGGACUGCAAAGGCUCCCCUGAGGGUGCCGAGGCCCGGGCCUGGACUGUCUACUACUACAGCCUCCUGCAGAGCUGUCUGCAGCAAGCUGGGCUUCCGGAGACUCAGGACCGAAGCCAGGUGCCCCACACAGGUUGCCCUGGUGCCGAGGUGACCUUGUGCAUUCUGGGAUCCCCCAGCACCUUUCUGUCUGUGCUGCUGGAGGGUGGGGUCCAGAGCCCGGGAAACAUGCUCCUCUGCCUGUCUCCAGCUUGGCUGACGAAGGUGCCAGCACCAGGGCAUCUGGGUGAGGCGGCCCUGCUGGUCUCCAAGGCUGUGAGCUUCUAUCCAGGGGGCCUGACAUUCCUGGAUGACUUUGUGCCCCCACGGCGUGCCACCUACUUCCUGCCAGGCCUGGGGCUGGGCCCUGGCUGGGGCCGGGAGGCAGCAGAGCUGGCCCGCAACCUGACUUGCCCCACAGGAGCCUCAGCGGAGCUGGCCCGGCUGCUGGAGGACCGGCUGCUGAUGAGGCGGUUGCUGUCCCAGCAGGGCCGUGUGGCCGUGCCAGCUACUCUGGCUUUCACCUACAAGCCUCCAGGGCUGCUGCAGGGAGGGGACGCCAGCCCAGGACUACGGCUGGUGGAACUGAGUGGCAAAGAGGGCCAGGAAACACUGGUGAAAGAGGAAGUAGGGGCCUUUCUGCACUCCGAGGCUCUAGGUGAUGCUGUGCAGGUUGCUGUGAAGCUCAGUGGCUGGCGCUGGCGGGGGCGGCAGGCUUUGUGUCUGCACCCUCGGGUGGAGCUGGGUGCUGUGGUGGACACAGUGCUGGCGCUGCUGGAGAAACUGGAGGAAGAAGAGAGUGUCCUGGUGGAGGCCAUGUGUCCACCUGCCCGGCUGCCCUUCCCAGGAGGUCCCUCACCCAGCCCCGAGAUGGCUGUGCGUAUCUGUGCUGUGGUGUGUCGCACUCAGGGUGAUAGGCCCCUACUGAGCAAGGUGGUGUGCGGAGUGGGUCGUGGGGAUCGGCCUCUGCGGCACCAGAACUCCCUGCCGAGGACGCUGGAGGUGGCGCUGGCCCAGUGUGGCCUGAGCGAAGCGGCACAGGUGGCAGCCGUGAGGCAGCGCGUCAAGGAGGCAGCUGAGGCCGUGCUGGCCGCGGUACUGGCCCUGGAGGCUGGACUGAGCGCCGAGCAGCGCGGCGGGCGCCGGGCUUGCACUGACUGCCUCGGCGUGGACUUCGCGCUGACAGUGUCCGGCCGCGCGCUGACCCCGGUGGCCCUCGAGCUGAACAGCAGCCUGUGCCUGGAGGCCUGCGGCACGCUGGAGGGGUUAUGGGCCGCGCCCCGCCUGGGGUUGGCGGCCGAGGAGGCGGCGGCUGCGCCGCUGGUGGAGACCAUGCUCCGGCGCUCGGCGCGUUACCUCAUGGAAGGAAAGCAGCUGCUGCUGGUUGGCGCCGGCGGCGUCAGCAAGAAGUUCGUGUGGGAGGCGGCGCGCGACUACGGGCUCAAGCUGCACCUGGUAGAGUCAGACCCCAACCACUUUGCGUCUCAGCUGGUACAGACUUUUAUCCACUUUGAUGUGACGGAGCACCGGAGGGAUGAGGAGAAUGCGCGGCUCCUGGCAGAGCUGGUGCGAGCACGUGGCCUACAGCUAGAUGGCUGCUUCUCCUACUGGGAUGACUGCCUGGUGCUCACAGCCCUACUCUGCCAGGAGCUGGGACUGCCCUGCAGCCCUCCGGCUGCCAUGUGCCUGGCUAAACAGAAGAGCCGCACUCAGCUGCACCUGUCUCGCCGUCACGGCCCGCCGUGGCCUGCACCCUCCCUCCAUGCUGUGGCCUGCUGCCCUCUGGAGAGUGAGGCAGAUGUGGAGAGGGCUGUCCAUCAGGUCCCCCUCCCAGGUGUGAUGAAGCUGGAGUUUGGGGCAGGUGCAGUGGGUGUGCGGCUGGUGGAGGAUGCGUCACAGUGCCAUGAGCACUUUUCCCGGAUUGCCCGUGACUUGCAGGGUGAGGCUGACCAUCCAGGCAUUGGGCUGGGCUGGGGCAAUGCCAUGCUGCUGAUGGAGUUUGUGGAGGGCACUGAGCAUGAUGUGGACCUGGUGGUGUUUGGUGGGCGGCUGCUGGCUGCCUUUGUCUCUGACAAUGGCCCCACGAGGCUGCCUGGCUUCACGGAGACAGCAGCCUGUAUGCCCACGGGGCUGGCACCAGAGCAGGAGGCACAGCUGGUGCAGGCAGCCUUCCGCUGCUGUCUGGGUUGCGGGUUGCUUGAUGGUGUCUUCAAUGUGGAGCUCAAGCUGACUGGGGCUGGCCCUCGGCUCAUCGAGAUCAACCCCCGCAUGGGUGGUUUCUACCUGCGGGACUGGAUCCUGGAGCUCUAUGGUGUGGAUCUGCUGCUGGCUGCUGCAAUGGUGGCCUGUGGUCUGCGACCUGCCCUGCCCACCCACCCCCAUGCUCGUGGUCACCUGGUGGGCAUCAUGUGCCUGGUGUCUCAGCACCUGCAGGCAUUGAGUUCCACAGCCAGCAGAGAGACCCUGCAGGCUCUGCAUGACCAGGGCCUACUGCGCCUCAAUUUGCUGGAGGAGGCCCUGGUGCCUGGCGAGUAUGAGGAGCCCUACUGCAGUGUGGCCUGUGCUGGCUCCAGCCCUGCUGAGGCCCGCCUCCGCCUGCUGGGCCUCUGUCAGGGCCUGGGCAUCGACAGGCCCAACUACCCGGUUGCUCAUUUUCUGUCUCAUUUCAAAUAGUCCUGGAGCCAGGGGUGGGGAUAAAGUGCUAAGGGGAGGAGUUGUAGUGCCCUCUACCUGCUGGUGUGCUUCUUGUCUGUCUCUGCCUAUCACCCCACUCUAACCCCAGCCUGGCCUGCUCCCAUGCCUCAGGUUUGCUUCAGAGCAGCAGGGCCAUUUUGACACCAAAUCCUCCUGGGCUAAGGGCCAUAAAACAAAUGUGUGUAGGGAGCCCUCUUGGCCUCUCAAAGGCUUCGGUGCAGUUCACAGCUGCCCCAGGACUCUAGCCCUGGAAAAGUACCAGGAGUUACACACACACACUGCAACUGCCCACCCCAAAUGGGAGUGGACCCAGACCGAGGCCCUCUUCUCCACCCUUCCAGGGUUGUCUCUCUUCCUGCCACCUACAGGGAAGAACCUUGGUGGGCCUCCAGCCUUGGACAAAUCCCAUGAUGAGCUGAGAUUUAAAUGCUUGUCUUCUUAUCCAUAUCCUAGGGUAGUUCUAGAGCCCAGUGUAAACCUUCUGGCAGUGCCCCUGUCUCAAAUGGCCUGAGAAGCAGAAGCAAGUGGCUUGUGGUCAGGAGUAAUCGCCUCCCCUCAUACUUUCACAGAGAUACUAUUGUCCCCAUUCUCCAGAUGAGGAAACAGGCUCAGAGAGGAAAAGUGACUAUCCCCACGGUCCUUCCACCAGGGAUAUGGACACAAGGGCUGGGGCCAGGUUCCCACAUUCACUAAGUCUUACAUGCCUGCUCAGCUUCUAGGCCCCUCAGCCUCUGUACCCUCAUCGAAAACAGCUCAGAGACUUGUGAACACCUGCCUCCCAUGCACCAUACACCUCCACCAAGUGUCUGUGCUUUGGCCUCUGGAACAUCUAACUAGGAUUGGCAGAAGGUGUCUGCACUGCGUUCUUCAUUUAGGGAAACUGCUUCAAGAACUAUCUCUGUACAGCAUAGGAACAGUGGACAGCUCCCCCAGCAGGCAUCCCUUCCCAAAUAAAGGCUUAUGGACUAGUGAAAUA